Messenger RNA from Asterias rubens (European starfish), 832 nucleotides. Its product is annotated as mitochondrial inner membrane protease subunit 2-like. NCBI's taxonomy places the organism in Eukaryota, Metazoa, Echinodermata, Asteroidea, Forcipulatida, Asteriidae. Gene Ontology annotation, molecular function: serine-type endopeptidase activity. The transcript is spliced from 6 exons. The record is from RefSeq and is a predicted model, not a curated record. The coding region runs from base 119 to 676 and encodes 185 amino acids. Gene Ontology annotation, cellular component: membrane; mitochondrial inner membrane peptidase complex. Gene Ontology annotation, biological process: mitochondrial respiratory chain complex assembly.
UUCUGCUAGCCGGUAGACUAGUAGUGGUCGUGUUGCGGAAAGAUAGAGUGCUUCAGCAUUUUCAGCACAAUGACCGCUUGUUGAGCAAGUCCGGUCUGAUGUAGUUUGAAUACCAAAGAUGACCACAGCAAGAAAGGCGCUUAAGAUAUUUCUCGGCGGGUUCACGUUGGGAGUAGGUGGCUCUCUAACAUUCUUCGACAAGGUCGGCUAUUUUGCAACCGUUGAUGGCAAGUCGAUGCAGCCUGUCUUCAAUCCCGACCAUGAGCAGCGAAGAGACGUAAUUUUCCUGAAUCACUGGGCACUCAAAGACUACAAUGUUCAACGAGGUGAUAUCGUCUCUUUAGCAUCCCCCAAUCACCCGGAUGAAGUUCUUGUAAAGAGAGUGAUAGGACUGGAAGGUGAUACGAUACGAACGUUAAGCUACAAGAAUCGUUACGUGACGGUACCUGAGGGCCAUUGUUGGAUAGAGGGCGACCAUCAUAGUGUCAGUCUAGACAGUAACUAUUUUGGACCAGUUGCGCUUGGACUUGUGCAUGCUCGUGCCUCUCAUAUCAUUUGGCCACCACAUCGUCAACAGCGUCUGGUAGCCAGACUCCCCAAAGACCGUCAGCCAAUCAGCCUGUCAACCUCACUGGAGGAAGAGUUGUUCGGGUACCAGGAAGUGGAUGAAGUAUGAGUGUCCCCAUGUGCUUAACCGUGCAAUCACCACGCAAAGAAAAGAUCCCACAGAUUGUGUAAGUUAUAACUAAUUGUAAAACUAUGCUUCAAUGGACCCUUCCCAUGGAAUAUGCUAAUCACAUUCACGCAUGCGUACAGACCCUGUUGGUUGGCA